AUGCGUGUCUCUGUCCUAGCUGUUUCCCUGCUCUCUGCUGUCGCCGUCAAGGCUGUUGACACCCUCGUCAAAGUCGGAGCUGGCGGGUUGGUCUUCGACCCUUCUAGCAUCACGGCUGCUGAAGGGGACACCGUCACCUUCCAAUGGCAACCGACUGGAAAGAACCACUCCGUCACCGAAUCUACGUUCGCUGCCCCAUGCACACGUCAGACAAUACCAACAGAAGGGGUCGACUCUGGCUUCAUGAUCGCUGGCGCAAACGCAACCGAACUCCCUCAAUGGACGAUCACUAUCGUCAAUGCCUCCGCCCCGCUCUGGUUUUUCUGUGCCCAAACAGCCCCGGUUGACCACUGUGGAUCAGGAAUGGUAUUCGCUGUCAACGCGCCUCCCAGCAAGACGUUCGAACAAUUCCAAAACGCCGCCAAAGCCACUCUAAACAACUCGACUUCAACAGCGACCGGCGCAGGUACUGCUACCACUGGAGGAGGUGCAAGCGCCUCUGGUACCGGCACUGCUCCAGCUACGAGCACAACCGCUAAUGGUGCACUAGAAAUCGGAGGUGGCGCCGCUGGCGUGAUGACAGCAGUCGCGUUGCUCGUUGGUUUGGUUCUUUGA
Molecule: messenger RNA, 615 nt
Organism: Cyclocybe aegerita
Lineage: Eukaryota; Fungi; Basidiomycota; Agaricomycetes; Agaricales; Hemipholiotaceae
Source: the annotation of a GenBank genome assembly